Molecule: messenger RNA, 4795 nt
Organism: Podarcis muralis (Common wall lizard)
Lineage: Eukaryota; Metazoa; Chordata; Lepidosauria; Squamata; Lacertidae
Gene: STX8
Product: syntaxin 8
Biological process (GO): vesicle fusion; intracellular protein transport
Cellular component (GO): SNARE complex; endomembrane system
Molecular function (GO): SNAP receptor activity; SNARE binding
Source: RefSeq, a predicted model, not a curated record
CGCCCUUCGACCCCUCCGUCGAAUGCGCCCGAGGGUCGCGCUUUCCUCCGUCUCGUUGGUCGCCUGAGCCUUCGCGGACGCCGUUGUCAGCUGACCUGACUAGGAACGGCUGCAGGCACGGAACUCGGAAUACAGGCUUUUUGGGUGGCCGGGCGCCGCCAUGGCUCCGGACCCCUGGUUGUCGAUGUAUGAAUCCACUUGCCAUACUGCCCAAGAGGUUGCUGAAAAAAUUCAAGAACGCAAUCGAUGUCAGAGGAAUGGUGAAAGUGCAACUAAGCUCAAUGUUUCCAUCAGGUCACUGUUGCAAAACCUCAAAGAAAAGACCGAGCGUCUGAAGGACCUCUUGCUUCACUCUGUAUCAACACGUCAGAUAACACAACUUGAAGGGGACAGGCGGCAGAACUUAGUGGAUGACCUCCUCACGCGACAUCGUCAUCUUCAGGCAUCUUUCAAAAAUGAGGGGACAGAACCGGAUGUGAUAAGGUCUAGCCUAAUGGCUGGAGGGGUCAGACAAGGUGUCGUAAACCCAUGGCUUGUGGAGGAGCCUGAGGAAACAAGAGGGCUUGGCUUUCAUGAAAUCCAGCAACAGCAACAGAGAAUUAUAGAAGAGCAAGAUGCUGGUCUUGAUGCUCUCUCUUCUGUCUUAGCCCCAAAACAGAUGGGGCAGGAAAUUGGAAUGAGUUAGAGGAAACAGAAUGAAAUCAUCGACGAUAUCACCAAUUUAGUAGAAAAUACUGACAACAAGCUGCGCAACCAAACCAAGCGUGUAAUGACAGUGGACAGAAAAUCAUCUUCUUGUGCAACAGAAUGUCAGAGUCCCCAGUCUGCUGAGACAAAGGAUAAGAAGUUGUGGGGGAAGAGACCACCUGCCAGAAUUGAGGUUCCAGAAUAUCACCAUAACAAGUCUAAAGGGAAAGUGACGGGAUGAUCCUUUCUGGGACACAAAACUGGACUUAGAUGUAAUCUGGGUGGAAGUGUAUGAAACCACUGGCUUCUCUGGAGCUUCAAGACAUCUGCAGCAUGAUUGAAUUCUUGGCAUAAGAGUGACUUCACUGUAGUAUUAUCACUGCAUGUAGACAGACUUUCAGUUUGCUCAAUUAAUGUUCACGAAGCUGUGGCUGGGGCCUCUGCUGCUGUAGCUCAUUGAUGGCAAAAUCCCCACAACUUUCUGUUUGUGCUUUUCAGAGCAGAAGUUGAUUUCUUCUUUUUCUUUCCUCCUCUUUUUCUUCUCUUUCCUGCAUUUUCAAGCAUGCUGGGGCCUGGUGCCAUCGAGUCAGUGUGCUAUUAUACACGUGUGUUGAAGGAGCAGAUUUAGGGAAACUGGAAACCAGACUUUUUAAAAUAGCUGGGAAAAUUACAAUACUAAAGUUGCAAUAUUAGUAUUCCUGUAAGUCCCACUGGAUUCAACUGGCCUUACAUCUGAGUAAGCCUGCAUAGGACUGAGGUUCACACCAGCUCCUUUCUUCUUCUAAGUCAGAUGGCUUGCUUUGGGAAAAGGCUCUCUGUGCUUGCUGGGCAUUCAGAAUUUUGCCCCAAGCAUGAUAUAGUAAAAACAGAGAUGAGGAUGUGGCGUGACUGGGGUGGAGUGAGACAAGGAGAUUUUUAAGCAAAGGAUUAGAAUGUCUGGGUAAAAAAAAAAAAAGGAACCAAUUAAAUAAUUAACCAUUACUUGAUUUUAAUGAUCUACAUUUAACAAAAUCAAAUAAUUUUACAAUGACGUGGAAAGGGCUGUAGAUCAGUGGGAGCCAUGCAGGAAGUCCCAGAUUCAAUCUCUGGAAUCUCCAGGUAGGCUGAAAUGGACCUGCCACCCCACACCGCCUGAAACUGCUACUGCCAGUCACAAUACAGAGCAGAAGGCAGCUUCCUAUGUUGCAUUUACUGGUUAUUGUAGAAAUGAUUUGUGGCUCCAAAAUAUCCAAUAGGCAACCUUUUAAAAUCUACUGGAUUGCUCCUGCAAAGUUUAUUUUUCUCUCUUUUACGACAGAUAAUGCAUAUUUGAUUCCCAUUGCUUUCUAUGCAAAUAGCACUGUUCUACUCUUGCUAUGGAAAUAAUUUUCGUAUUUGCAUAUGAUUUACCUUUAAGCUUUCUUUUCCCCUUUGUAUUGCUACUUUAUGUUGCAAAUACUAAGAAGAAAGAAAACAACAAAAGCUUUAAAUAGACAAGAGACUACAAAUAUAAAACUGUAGCUUGUUAGCAAUUCUGAGGGAUUUCACAAUGAUGAUAUACAAAACACACUGAAUAGCUGUGCAAUCCUCUACUUGUCUAGUCACAAGUAAUCCCUACUGAGGCAAAUGGGACUUACUCCCAAGUUAUUCAGUGUAGAAACUGCAGUGUCGUAGUGACAUCAUGACUUGGAAACAAUGUUUUUUCAAUUGGGAUAAAACACUGUUAACUGUGGGUAUUACUGAUUUUUAGAUUAUUUUAACCCAGCUGGAAAAGCAUUGCUUCCAAGGCACCAGAUCACUACAAUACUUGUUCUUACCUCAAAUUUAACUGCAACCAUUUAUCUUUUGAAAGCAUAUUUCAGGAGUGCUGUUUGUUACCAUGGAGAUAUAAUAUACUGUAAUGUCACGAGUUUUUUCUCAGUGAACUGUGCUAAUUUGUUUUAAAAUGUUAUAAACCCUUAAAGGUUGGGCUUUCUUUUAAGACCGUUGUAGCCAUUAGAAAGAAAGAAAGAAAGAAAGAAAGAAAGAAAGAAAGAAAGAAAGAAAGAAAGACCUUGAGCAAAGUGUAUUUGAUCUGGAUAUAUCAAAAUUAUGAGCCUGCCAGUCUUGUCUCUGUUUUCCAUAGAAAGAAACCCAAGGAAGCAGACUGCUCCAUGGUCGUGCAGUGAGCUGAGGUUCAGCUCACUAUAAUUCAAAAUGCUGCUGUUCAUAGAAGAAAACUGGUUAAGGCUUGGUCUUAUUUCCUUUCACAAAACUCAAAUCUCUGUGCAUGUGAGAAGGAGCAGCAGCUAUUGAUUCCCCGGGGGGAGCAAGCUGAGCAAUGAUUCUUUACUGAAGCCUCAAAAUUUGGCUGAGAAUCUUUGGAGCAGACAUUUAGGAGGAAGAUUGGCAUCCUUAAUUAAAAGUUUAGCCUGCAUUAAGCCAACUUGCCGCCUUUCCAUAUGUUAAAUUCCACUGCUCCCCAAUAGGUUUAUAUUGGCAAGUGGAGCCUGAGUGCAUUCAUGGUUCAUAUCAUUCAUCAUUUUUUCAUCAAAAGCAUGGAAAUCCUUUCCCCAGUGUGCAGAGCAGUUUUACAGAAAUACUAUAAAACUCGACAGGGGCUCUGUUUCAAUAGAAUUACAUUGGUAUCAGUAGCCUGGUAAAUAUCAGAGUUGAAAUUAAUCAAAGGGGCUUAUGGAACCAAUUCCAAAUAUAUUAUACAACAAAACAGGUUUUACAUAGAAAGGUCAUUUGGAACUUCCCUAUCAACCUCACUCUUUUUAAGAAGAUGGGGGUGGAUAUGGAGGAGUGAGGAAAUAAAAAUAAUGCAAUGGUUUAUCUAGGAGGACAGGAAGGUGAAUGUUCCUGUUUCACCUCCUGCUUCAGGAACUGUUUGAGAAAGCUGUGAAAGGUUAAAAUCAUAUUUGUCUCCAGUUUCUGAGGCACAAAUCCAAAACUUCAGCUGAGCCUACCUUUUUUAAGGCCCCUUUUUAUAAACAAACUAAUAAUGCAUAAUAUGUAAACAGGAUGUGGAACAUUUGCUAGUGGCACAGACUCAGCAUAUGCAGCAAGAAGCAGUCUCAUGCUUGCAAUUGUCCACCUACACUGCAUAUGUUUCCAUAGGGUUCCAUAUUUAUGUAGACAGCUGCCCAACAGCAUGUCCAGUACUUCAACAGAACAGAUUGGUAGCAGAAGUUGUGUAGCCAUUCCUGGAUCAAUGCUAUAAAUGUAUUUGACCACAGAAAGGGUUCUGCAUGAAAACAUUCUUCUAAACAGAACAGACAGAGCGGAAAAAUAGGGUUGCUUAUGUUGAGGUAGAUGUUCAAUGAAUGGUUUGACUGUUGAGAAUACAAUGUAAGAUUAAAAUAGGCACUUAGGUUGCAACACUAAUAUACUUACUCAGGAGUAAGCCCAAUUGAACUCAAUAGGAUUUAUUUCUAAGUUGGCAUGUAUAGGAUUCUGGGGUUAGUUUCCCUUUUAAUUUGGAAACUGUGCUAGAAAUUAAUCCUCCUGGUGAGAUGGGGCAGGGACAGCUGCCAGGAGAGAGAGAGAGAAAGAACAGGAGCUUUGGGUCAUUUCUAAGUCCCAAUAGUACCACUCUAGUGAUAACGCAACUCUUUCUUGCAUUAAUUUUAUGGGACAUGAAUUAUAUCCUUCAUCUCUCAAACAUGAUGCCUUCUUGAACCACUGGCAUUUCAUUUCUGCCUUUGACCACCCAGUAGCAUACAGCAGCCUGGCUCCUUUUCUGCUUCCAGGCUGCUUCAGUAGGCCUUGGCAUGAUCCCAACCCUGCCACUUCAUGUGAUAUCCCUACUCAAUCUGUCAUCUCUUUUCCUGUUGUGUGGCUUCUUUCCAAGUUGCAGUAAGGAGCUCAUCACACUUGCUGGUCUAGCAAAAGGUUUCCUUUCCUUUCCUUUUUCCAUUUGCUUAAUAUUGGCUUCUCUGAAUGGUGCAGAGCUGAGGGUGCCCGCUUAAUUUUUUCUAUACAAAAAGCUAGCAGGACAGACAAGUGACAAAGCAGCAUAAUUCUAUAAGUGAUAAAGUUGCAAUUUAUUUAAAAAUUAUUUAAUCUGACCGUUUUAGAUUCUUAAGAAAAGUAUUACCCAUUUCAUAUGUCUUUCGUUUCCUCCAAUAAAAAUGUUCACAUUCCA